Drosophila mojavensis is the source of this 670-nucleotide messenger RNA. Its product is annotated as lysozyme P-like. The coding region runs from base 29 to 589 and encodes 186 amino acids. Lineage: Eukaryota; Metazoa; Arthropoda; Insecta; Diptera; Drosophilidae. The record is from RefSeq and is a predicted model, not a curated record. Gene Ontology annotation, molecular function: lysozyme activity. The transcript has a single exon.
CCGAGUUAUAAACUUCAUUGGCCGCGCAAUGCCAACGAUGGAUGGUAAGCUUAAGUGGUUCGCUCUGCUGGCAUCGAUGCAGCUUGUCCUGUUGGGCACGGCUGAAGGACAGAGGACAUUCAAUCGCUGUACUCUUGCACUUGAAUUGGAUAGACUGAACGUUCCACGGCAAGAAAUACCCAGAUGGGUUUAUAUCGCACAGGAGGUGAGCAGCUAUCGGGCUAACGUGGUUAGUCCAAUAGAUAUCAACGGCUUUCAGCACUACGGAAUCUUUCAAAUUGGUGAACAAGAUUGGUGCAAGUCUGCAAAGGGAACUAAAAACAUCUGCAAGGUGGAGUGCUCUGAACUGAUAAAGGACGACAUUCAACCCUCGCUCGACUGCGCAAGGAUAAUACUUAGGGAACAUGGCUGGAGUGCCUGGGUAGAGGGAGAAGUUGAUGUGAACGAUUGCUUCGAAACAAGUGCCCAAGAUAGAAACGCAGCUGCACCUGCACCUGCAAGAACAGAUGGAGGUGGACCAAGAGAAGGAACUAAAGCUGAAACAGGAAAUGAAACAAAAUGUAACAAAAGAAUUCGAGAUUAUCGAUAAUUUCAAAAAGUGCUACUUGUUAGUAUAAUUGUUAUUAAUAAUAAUAAAUACAUGCAUAUAUGUAUGUGUUACUACAUUUAA